AGAGAGAGAGAGAGAGAGAGAGGCUUCUGAGGUAGGCAGAGACAGGGUGGUCGGUAUAGCGAGAGGGCACUGUGAUCAUCCAACCCCUUUAUGUGAAUCCUCCUCUAGGAGACUUAUCAUCUGACUCAGGAGCACUGAGUCUAUCUGGAGCCAAGGGUCCAUAGGCACUCAGAGUCAAAAUGGAGUCCUUCAGCUCUAAGGACAUGGCCAUGAAGGCCCAGAAGAAAAUCCUCAGCCACAUGGCCAGCAAAUCCAUGGUGCAGAUGUUAAUUGACGACACCAGCAGCGAAAUCCUGGACGAGCUCUACCGCAUCUCCAAGGAACACUCUGGAAACCGCACAGAGGCCCAAAAGGUGGUCAAGGACCUGGUAAAGGUGGUGGUAAAGGUGGGGGUUCUCUUUCGGCACAACCGCUUCAGUAAAGAGGAGCUCAGCCUGGCUCAGGACUUCAAGAAGAAGCUGCACCAGGGGGUCAUGACGACAAUCAGCUUCCAGGAGGUGGAGUUCACAUUUGAUAAGGCUGUCAUGAUGGAGCUUCUGACAGAUUGUAGGGACAUCUUGCUGAAGCUCGUGGAGAAACACCUGACACCCAAAUCCUUUGGACGUAUUCGGCAUGUCUUCAACCACUACUCUGACCCAGACCUACUGACCAACCUCUACACCCCCGGCGGCCCACUCUGGCCUAAUCUCACCAAGAUCUGCAAUGGCCUGAACAAACUGGUUGAGGAAGGCAAGCUUUGAGUGGGAAUUACGAACAACGCUGGAAAAAGGAGAAACUGUGGCAGGCCUAUUAAAGAAUUCUGAAUUCAGUUUGCCCAUGAAAAUAUCAUUUUGGUAGCUUAAUGGGGACAUUGACUCAGUGUGAGUUGAUGAUGUAGAUAUGGAUUUAUGUUGGGAUCUUUAUGAGGGCAUGGAAUCGUCGCCCUUGCUUUACAACAUAAGCCAUCUGCAUUAGGGCUGGGCGAUAUAUUGUGCAUUCAUCAUUAUCACAAUAUGAAUGUGAUUGAUAUGCGUAGUCACAUUUCACCAUCAGGAUAUUACCUCUGCCUCUGCCUAAAUGCAUUUCAGUCGAAUGCUGUUGGAGCUAAGUAAAGUCCAUUCAAACAUGACAUAUGAAAGAAAAAAAGGCAUUUUUUUUUUGCUAAAAUCACCUGUGAAAUCGUCCAAAUAUUUUUUGUUGACUUCUUUGUCAGGACUCCCUGCUUCCAGCACGAUAAGAAUGCAUCUGUGGUCUAAUUUCAAUUGACUAGUCCUCCUGUUUUAAGACAUUAGCUCUUUUAUUAGCUAUUUUACGAGUGUGUUAAGACUACAGGAUGGGGUUGGGGGGCUAGCAGUUUAAACGUUUGUUUAUAACAUGUUUUACAGUGUGUAGUAUUUCAGCAGUAGCACUUAGUGGAUGUUAUGCAAUGGGAGAAGAAUGAGGCAACAAUUAACCAUGAACCAUAACACUUUCCACAGGAGAUACAGAACUGCACAGCAAGUGAACUCUAACGGGUGUUCCCUACCCCUUUGCAAGUUAUCUGUUUUCUAGAACUGUCUUAGAUUUCGAAUGGGAAUAUCUGCAAUUACAGGACUUACGGGCCAAAAUAUAGUUUGUAUCUAUCAGGCUUGAAAGAUUAUUGUGAGUUCUGUUUUGUUAAACUUCAGACUACAAAAUGUUUGGCAAAGAAGGAAACAGGAACAGUCAAAAAGACAGCACCCUCAGGCUUUCCCCGGAAAAUGGCCUCAGGAAAUGAGGCAAGCAUGCAUCACCUGCCUGCAUUGUGAGACUAGAUAUGCAAACAUUGAUUAACGUGUCAUUCCAGUUUCAGUACAUGCCAUUAAUGCAACAGGUUAUCAUGUUCUUAGCCAAAACUGUGAACAAAGACCAGUUCAUGAAGCCAUGCUGUCCUCUAGUGGGCUAUAGUGAAUAUUGCACCUGGAGUUGGAUUACUUACUGGCACUUGUAAUUUACCAUAAUUCAAGAUGCUUCUUUCAAUUCUGAUGAAUAUACAAUCAGUACUAUCACAUAGGCAACUGUAUUAAUAUUAUUGAAAGCUACAAUAAAAGCCUUAAAAUAAU
Messenger RNA from Oncorhynchus mykiss (rainbow trout), 2060 nucleotides. Its product is annotated as tumor necrosis factor alpha-induced protein 8-like protein 2. The record is from RefSeq and is a predicted model, not a curated record. Gene Ontology annotation, cellular component: cytoplasm. NCBI's taxonomy places the organism in Eukaryota, Metazoa, Chordata, Actinopteri, Salmoniformes, Salmonidae. Gene Ontology annotation, biological process: regulation of apoptotic process.